Molecule: messenger RNA, 2479 nt
Organism: Rattus rattus (black rat)
Lineage: Eukaryota; Metazoa; Chordata; Mammalia; Rodentia; Muridae
Gene: Btd
Product: biotinidase
Exons: 5
Coding region: 584-2191 (535 amino acids)
Molecular function (GO): hydrolase activity, acting on carbon-nitrogen (but not peptide) bonds, in linear amides
Source: RefSeq, a predicted model, not a curated record
UAAAGUUGGGGAAAACUGGCUUUUGAGUACUGUUGUCAUGCUCCUGUCUUCUGGUUUCACAACUUUGUGGUUUUGCACCGCACACCAUGAGCACCUUAUAGAAAUCUGUGAGCCGAGGUGUGUCCUUAAUCACAGAUGACACCGAAAUUGCUCGUCAAGAGAUAAUCUUAUUAACACCGCAGCUGCUCCUGCCCUCUGCCUGGUUUAUACUUAUUUGUUCCAGUUCGGUAUCACUAAGAUCGUUAGAGCCAUUAGUUAAUAAUUAAUGCAUGAUUGCUUAAAUUUUAUCGAAGUAAUAGUGUUGGUUGUUUUUCUACUUACUGGUUCAAAGCUAAGCCUGCUUGACCCUGGUAUCGCACACUGUGUAGACAAUAGUCAAUCCAUGGUACCUUACAUGGAUUCUUUUCUCAGAAGAAUUACUGGCAGAACACUGUAUGAAGUACAGAAUGAACUCUGAUGGGAAUAAAUCAUUUGUUUUCUUUUAAGGAUCAGUCUUCAACUGGCCAAUUUUGCCAUUUGGCAAAGAGAAAAACCACUGGGCCAGUUACUGCCUUGCAGUUCAAGAAAAUCCCAUGUUACCAUUAUGAGAAGGAUUUUCUUUCCAAAGCGAUUUACGGUCUGCAUUAUGUCUGGAGCCCGCACUGCGCAUGCGCUCUUCUUCCUCCUCGGCUGUUCUGCGCUUGCGUUGGGCGUCUGCUCAGCCUCCCUGGAGCACCGCGAGGCUGAGUACUACGUGGCUGCCGUGUACGAACACCGAUCGGUCCUGAGCCCAAACCCCCUGGAGCUCAGCAGCCGCCAGCAGGCCCUGGAGCUCAUGAAGCAGAACCUCGACGUCUAUGAACAGCAAGUGAUGGCUGCAGCCCAGAAGGGUGCGCACAUUAUAGUGUUCCCAGAAGACGGUAUCCACGGAUUCAACUUCACAAGAACAUCCGUUUACCCAUUCUUGGACUUGAUGCCAUCUCCCAGGCUGGUCAGUUGGAACCCGUGUCUGGAGCCCUUUCGCUUCAAUGACACGGAGGUCCUCCAGCGCCUGAGUUGCAUGGCCAUCAAGGGAAAGAUGUUCUUGGUGGCCAAUCUUGGAACAAAACAGCCUUGCCUGGGCAGCGACCCUGGGUGCCCACAGGAUGGGAGAUACCAGUUUAACACAAACGUCGCGUUCAGUGACAACGGAACCCUCGUCGGCCGCUACCGUAAGCACAACCUGUACUUUGAGGAAGCCUUCGAUAGCCCUGCUGACGUGGACCUCACCACCUUUGACACGCCGUUCGCCGGCAAGUUCGGUAUGUUCACUUGCUUUGACAUCCUGUUCUUUGACCCCGCGGUGCGGCUUCUCAGAGACUUUGAGGUAAAGCACAUUGCGUACCCCACGGCCUGGAUGAACCAGCUGCCGCUCUUGGCAGCCAUUGAAAUCCAGAAAGCAUUCGCCACCGCCUUCGGCGUCACCGUUCUGGCAGCUAACAUCCACCACCCGACUCUGGGGAUGACGGGCAGUGGCAUACACACCCCUCUGAAAUCCUUUUGGUACCAUAACAUGGACGACCCCGAAGGUCACCUUAUAAUUGCCCGGGUAGCCACAAACCCACAGGGCCUCGUUGGGACAGAGAAUACAACUAGUGAAAUGGACCCGUCCCAUAGGAAGUUCUUAAAAGUCCUGUCUGGGGAUCCGUACUGUGAGAAGGAUGCCCAGGAAGUGCGCUGCGACGAGGCUGCCAAGUGGAACCUGAACGCACCACCUACCUUCCACUCGGAGAUGAUGUAUGACAAUUUCACCCUGGUCCCCGUGUGGGGAAAGGAAGGCCACCUCCAGGUGUGCUCCAACAGUCUCUGUUGCCACUUACUUUUCGAGAGGCCUGCCCUGUCCAAAGAGCUAUAUGCCCUGGGUGUCUUUGACGGACUCCACACAGUGCACGGGACCUACUACGUUCAAGCCUGUGCCCUGGUCAAGUGCGGGGGCCCUGGCUUUGACACCUGCGGGCAGGAGAUCUCGGAGGCCGAGGGCUUGUUUGACUUUCAUCUGUGGGGGAACUUCAGCACCUUAUAUGUCUUCCCUUUAUUUCUCACCUCGGGGAUGACCCUGGACACCCCUGACCAGCUCGGGUGGGAGAGCGACCACUAUUUCUUGAGGAAGAAGGGACUGUCCUCCGGCCUGGUGACGGCAGCUCUCUAUGGGCGGUUGUAUGAGAGGAAUUAGGAAAACUGUGGUCAGCAGGCUGGGCUGCAGGCUGGCCUUGCCUUCCCACGGACCACAGAUUCCAAACACUGGGAAAACCGCCCCUGUGGCACUGGAUCCCACCCUGGGGAACUGUAAGAAGAUGGGAGAGGCAAUUCCUCCUUCCUUUCUACAUAAUGACUGAGACAUUUUCUGGUAUUUUCUAUUCACAUUAUUCUUUUUCAAGCCACACCCUCUUACCACUACUACACAAUUGGUUUUAAAGGCUAAGCCAAAAAAAUAAACGUCAGCUGCCAUUCUACAAACCCA